AACAGGGCUGCUAGUCGGGCAGGGAGCAGCCCAGCAAGGCUACCUCAGGCUCCUGCUGCUCCCCCUUCAGUAUAGUAGCCCUUACUAUGGAGGCAGGAGGAAUAUAGGCACUGAGGGAAGAUGUUGGGUGGACGCUCCCCACAAACCAAGAUUAACAUUGAGGAGGAAACUGAGAGUCUACUGGAAAAGGCCUUUGAGAAGGAAAGAGAAAGAGGAACACCUUUGGGACGGAGAGAUACAUGGUGGAGUCUCUCACUUAGACCAACACCUACGCCAGGUACUUAUGUAGUACGGGAUUUUAUUGAAGAAGCCCAGCUCAACCCAGUGAAAGCGACAUAUAAUUUUAAAGGAGAAGGCAGAAAGAGAUUUUCCAUCUUCCAACCAACAGCUGAUCUUACGCUACCAGAUGUUUAUACAUACACGCCUCCUAGCUUUGUAGAUUUGGCAGGAAAAAAGCCAGCUACAUACUCAUUUAAAAGCACACCAAGGAAAAGUCCCAGCGCCUUAUGUUUUAAAGAUAAGGAUAUUGACACUGCACCGGGGCAGUAUGAUCUUUUCCCUCUUCCAGUGCCUACAUUUGCAUCCAAGCAGUUUAUGUUUCGUUCUGCAGUUCAAAGAUUCCCAACAACUUACUUCACUCCUAAAGAAGGGCCAGGGCCAGGUGAAUAUGAAAUGAAGGAAAAACCACCUCAUCCUGUAUCUUCAUGUUUCCAGUCCAAAGUGCCUAGGUUGCAGCCAGUCCGUUCAAAAAUACCAGGUCCAGGAGCUUAUGAGCCCACAAGGCAGUUUCCAAAGCAACCACGAACUAUUGCGAGCUUGGGUCACGAGCACAGCAUCUUCUUUAGCAACACAUUUGGGUUUUAGAAUAAAAGAAAGCCACAUCCUCUCCCUCCGUCCUUAGAAACCCAUUCUUCACCCCUCUGUAUUUGCCUAUGAUGCUCUUACCAUUAGAAACUCAGCAUUUGCCAACAGUUAACAAACUGGGACCUGAGCUAGAGCAGGAAAUAAAUGUGCUAAAU
This is a messenger RNA of Trachemys scripta elegans, 1019 nucleotides long. RefSeq names its product sperm-tail PG-rich repeat containing 4 (gene STPG4). The record is from RefSeq and is a predicted model, not a curated record. Gene Ontology annotation, biological process: epigenetic programing of male pronucleus. Lineage: Eukaryota; Metazoa; Chordata; Testudines; Emydidae. Gene Ontology annotation, molecular function: histone binding; chromatin binding. Gene Ontology annotation, cellular component: female pronucleus; germinal vesicle; male pronucleus. The transcript has 7 exons. Bases 121 to 864 code for a protein of 247 amino acids.